Molecule: messenger RNA, 1080 nt
Organism: Diospyros lotus (date-plum)
Lineage: Eukaryota; Viridiplantae; Streptophyta; Magnoliopsida; Ericales; Ebenaceae
Product: photosynthetic NDH subunit of lumenal location 3, chloroplastic
Exons: 3
Coding region: 73-735 (220 amino acids)
Biological process (GO): photosynthesis; photosynthetic electron transport chain
Cellular component (GO): photosystem II oxygen evolving complex; chloroplast; photosystem II
Molecular function (GO): calcium ion binding
Source: RefSeq, a predicted model, not a curated record
UCCAAACAGAGACACGUACCCUCCUAUCCUCUCUCUCUCUCUCUCUUCUAACUCUGCCAUUAACCACCUUCAAUGGCUCUCUCCGCAAACCUGAACCGAGUUUCUGAAACCUUUCCGGCGGCCAUUCCCAGGCCUCCCACUUUCCAAAGACGCCAUAAGAGGAGAGCCCCUAUUCUUGCAUUUAGUGGGAACAAAGCCCAGCAGCACCCACUCCAGCAAACCACGAGAAGAUUAGCAAUAGGCCUUACCUCUAUUGCCCUCUUUGCAAAUUCCGGCAUCGGAAACUCCCUUGCCGAAGACAAUGGCCUUUGGCUCACCGGCCCUAUCCCCGUUCCUCCAGUUUACAAUAAGAUUGCGAAUGAGGAGACGGGGACUCGGUCUUUCAUCAAGAAUGGGAUAUACAUUGCGAAUAUCGGGACGAAGGGGAGAACAAUCAGGCUGAAGAAGUAUGCCUUUGAUCUCCUGGCACUGGGGGAUUUGAUAGGGCAAGAUGCCUGGAACUAUGUGAGCAAGUACCUGCGCCUUAAGUCGACCUUCAUGUACUACGAUUUCGACAACUUGAUCUCGGCAGCAGCAGCAGAUGAGAAGCAGCCUCUCACUAAUCUGGCCAACAGAUUGUUUGACAGUGUUGAGAAGCUUGAAGAUGCCGUGAAGAAGCACGACCUUCCCCAGACAGAAUCAUGCUAUCAAGACACCACCACCAUUCUCCAAGAGGUCAUGAGUCGAAUGGCAUGAGCAGGCCCGGCGCAGCGCAGCGGGCAAUCUGUUUUCUUCAGCAUAUUUGUGCAAGUCAAGAGAAAGAACAGAAACUCAGGUUUAUUCAUAGAGAUCAGGAAUCAGAUGGCAGCGUAAUUUGGCACAAUACCUCUAAUCACAUUUCUACACCGUAUUUCAUGUAUCUUUGAGAGAAAGAAACCUUCAAUUAUGAGAUGUGAACACAAUCUCAUCUGUUGAAAAGUUUAAAAGAGGAUUCAAUGCCUUGGUUAGAUUUGACCAAACUAAAUUUAUGUACAUCAAGAAGGAUUCUGUAUGAAUGAGUGUGCUAAAUAUCAUCAUCAAACCCUGCAUUGCAUCUUUUAU